AUGUGGGGCUGUGCUUGUCCCUUGCUCCUGGCUGCCUGCAAGGGGCCUGUCCCUGCGGUGCAUGUCCUGGUGCAGAAAACAGUGUACGGGGCCAACGUCAUUGUGUUUGAAGGGAUUCUGGCUUUUGCUAACAAGGAGUUGCUGAAGCUCCUGGACAUGAAAGUGUUUGUGGAUACGGACUCUGACAUCCGACUGGUGCGGCGGCUGCAACGCGACAUCAUGGAGCGCGGGCGAGAUAUUGUGGGCGUCAUCAAGCAGUACAACAAGUUCGUGAAGCCAGCCUUCGAGCAGUACAUUGAGCCCACCGUGCAGGUUGCUGACAUCGUGGUGCCCAGGGGUGGGGAAAACUUUGUGGCUCUGGACCUCAUUGUGCAACAUGUGCACAGCCAGCUGGAGAAGCGUGAAAUCACUGUCAGGGCAGCCCUGGCCUCUGCCCACCAGGGGCAGCCCCUGCCGAAGACACUGAGCGUCUUGGAGAACACGCCACAGGUGCGAGGCAUGCACACCAUCAUCAGGAACAAGGACACAACCAGGGAUGAGUUCAUCUUCUACUCCAAGCGCCUAAUGAGGCUGUUGAUUGAACAUGCCCUCUCCUUCCUGCCGCUCAAGUCGGUUACUGUGGAGACGCCCCAGGGGACAACGUACGAAGGAAAGCGAUUUCACAGGCAGAGGAUCACAGGCGUGUCCAUCCUGAGAGCAGGGGAGACCAUGGAGCAGGCCCUUACUGCUGUCUGCAAAGACAUCCGGCUGGGCAAGAUACUCAUCCAGACCAACCACGACACAGGGGAGCCCGAGCUCCACUACCUGCGCCUGCCCAAGGAGAUCAGCGAAGACUACGUCAUCCUCAUGGACAGCACCGUGUCCACGGGCGCUGCAGCCAUGAUGGCAGUGCGCGUCCUGCUGGACCAUGAUGUCCAAGAGGACAAGAUCUUCUUGCUGUCGCUGCUCAUGGCAGAGAUGGGGGUGCACUCUGUGGCUUACGCCUUUCCUCGUGUCCGCAUCAUCACCACUGCCGUGGACAAGAGGAUCAACGAGGAGUUCCACAUCAUCCCGGGCAUUGGGAACUUUGGGGACAGAUACUUCGGUACGGACGCCCCGUCUGCCUGGUGUGACAGUGACAGCAUGGACUACUGAGCUGGCUGCCCUGGCCACCAGCCGGGCUGCCCACCUCUGCCCCCAGGAGGGGCUCUGAGCUGCCAGCCUGCGCCCAGUCCCAGCGCGGGGCCCCGUGCCUACCCUAGGCGCU
This is a messenger RNA of Struthio camelus australis, 1246 nucleotides long. NCBI's taxonomy places the organism in Eukaryota, Metazoa, Chordata, Aves, Struthioniformes, Struthionidae. The record is from RefSeq and is a predicted model, not a curated record.